AUGGAUCUUGUUCCCAAUCCCAAUACAGCAGUUGGCAUGCAUAGUGACCACAUGGUCCAGAUCCUUACUGGGCUCGCAGAACCCACCGAAAUGGGCCGUAUCAAGGAACCGCAUCCCAAGCCCAAUCUCCUUAACAAAUGGGUCGAACUUGAGCAUGUUGAGCACAUCCUGGUCGUGUUUUCCUGGAAAACGUUGUCGGCUCUCGUACCAAAAUUUGUAGAAUUGGACGGUUCGGUUGUUGGACCGGGCGUAACUGAAGCCACUGUUGGGCGAGUUGUUCCGGUCGGUGGAGUUGAACCAAUAGUGGUCGCACGAGAGUUGGAAGUCAACGUUUGGGUAAAACCUUUCGAAUGGGUCCCUCAGCCACAUUACGUCAGCAUCCUGCAUGCGUGUAAUAAUAUUACACUUGCCUAA
This is a messenger RNA of Striga asiatica, 414 nucleotides long. The record is from the annotation of a GenBank genome assembly. NCBI's taxonomy places the organism in Eukaryota, Viridiplantae, Streptophyta, Magnoliopsida, Lamiales, Orobanchaceae.